Molecule: messenger RNA, 1411 nt
Organism: Tripterygium wilfordii
Lineage: Eukaryota; Viridiplantae; Streptophyta; Magnoliopsida; Celastrales; Celastraceae
Product: putative cyclin-D6-1
Exons: 6
Coding region: 96-1058 (320 amino acids)
Biological process (GO): regulation of cyclin-dependent protein serine/threonine kinase activity; mitotic cell cycle phase transition
Cellular component (GO): nucleus; cyclin-dependent protein kinase holoenzyme complex; cytoplasm
Molecular function (GO): cyclin-dependent protein serine/threonine kinase regulator activity
Source: RefSeq, a predicted model, not a curated record
UUUCUCUCUCUCUCCCUCAGCUUUACCUUUUCCAAACAAUGUCUAUUGUGCUCUCUCUUCAAUACCAGUACUGAAAUCUUCAACACAACUCAACAAUGGAGUUGGAUCUUGAGAACCCAGUAACCAGUGUCAACGAUAAAGAUUCAAACACAGUUCUUUCGCUCUUCCUGAUAGAAUCUGACCAUAUACCCACUCAUCACUACUUAAAGAUGCUUAAAGCCAGAGACUCUGAUGUUUCUGUUCGACGAGAGGCCAUAUCUUCAAUAGAGAAGAUUUCCUGCAACUUUGAUCCGCUGUUAUCAUAUCUGGCUAUUAAUUACUUCGAUCGGUUCCUAUCAAACCAGAGAAUUCCGCAACCGAAGCCAUGGGCCAUUAAGCUUCUUUCAAUCGCCUGUGUUUCUCUUGCUGCGAAGAUGAGGAAAACAGAGCUCUCCUUCACUGACAUCCAGGGUGUUGGAGGUUUCAUAUUUGAUCCGCAAACAAUGCAAAGAAUGGAGUUCCUGGUCCUUGGAGCUCUUAAAUGGCGGAUGCGCUCAAUCACUCCCUUCGCUUUCAUUUCUUACUUCAUUUCUUUAUUCAAACUGGAAGACCCACCAUUGAUGCAAGCUCUUAAAGCUCGAUCCAUCAACAUCAUCUUCAAAGCUCAACACGAUAUCAAGUUUUUAGAGUUCAAGCCCUCUGUAAUUUCUGCAUCCGCACUUCUCUCUACUUCUCAUGAGAUGUGUCCCUUGCAAUAUCCAUGCUUUAGAAACGCAAUUCUUGCCUGUUCAUAUGUAAAUAAGGAAAGCAUGCAACAAUGCUACAAUACGAUGCAGGAAAUCGCCAUUGAUGGAUAUGAUUCAUUGUUUGAUGCGGUGUCAAGCUCAGACACGCCAGUCAAUGUGCUUGACCGGCAUUUUUCUAGCGCAGUAAGUGAAAAGACCAAUGGCACCACAACCAUCACCGCCAAUGGUAGUUCUUCAGUAAGGACAGAGAGAGAUAUUAAGAGGAGGAAAAUCACUGGUCAUUACAACAACAACAAUCAGACGGUCCAGAUUUCGCAGGUCCAACAUUGCUGAUGAGACUGAAAGUGACUCCACUGCUUCAAAUAACAAGAAGAAAAAGAAAAAGAAAAAACAGAGAGAAAGGAGGGAUCAGUGAUGGGUUAGAAAGAAGAAGAUAUUUUCAGAGAGAAAAUCAGUGACUGACUGACUGACUGUUACAAAGUCUUUCUAAAUUUUAAGUACGUCCCAUUGAAAACAAAAGGGUGAUAAGUGAAUUAUAAGAUAAGAAUAAUUUCUUUUUGCACCUUUUGAUAUAUGUUGAGAGACCAAAACAAAGUCAUACCAUAACCUUGAAAUGUAGGGUUCAAAUUUGUGGUAUCUAUUUUGGUCCUAUACUGUCUUUAUGUCUCUUAGUUUCUCGCAAAGGA